CCCACCUUUUGGUCAUGGCUCGGAGGCCAGCUUCAAGAUGAGCUUGCCAGCGCGGCUGAUGGGCCACUCGACGACGAAAAGCAAUGCUACUGGUGUUGAGCACUCACCUUGCUUCCUGACCAUCCAUCUCCCUCCGUCCACGGACGAUGACGUCCUUGAGCAGCGGCCGUCGUUGCAUCGGAAGAAUUGGGCUCUUUGGCUCACGACCCUUGAUCUUGGGCUCGCACCACUUUGCUGCUUCUUCUCCUUCUCACUACCACAAGUCAAGUCCGAAGCAGCUCUAUAGACACGCAAGAAUGGUCUACACGCUCAUCUGCCACGCUGAGGUAAAGCCCGGCUGCGAACAGAAGAUGGUCGAUAAGCUGCGAGAGGCUGCCGCCAUCUACAAGAAGGACCGCGAGACCAUCGACUGGCUCGUUCACCAGGACGAGAAGGAGCCCACCAAGUUUGCCAUCGUGGAGCGCUUCGAGCAUGAGAGCUCGCAGAAAUACCACCUCGAGAAUCCUUACUGGGCCACCUUCAACCCGGCCGUUGAGCCCUGGCUCGCCAAGCCCAUCCAGAUCCUGCGCUUCAACGAGCUCUAGACGCGGGCGAACUGCUUCUACUUUUCUUGAUCAAUGGAAAGUCUUGUCGCAUC
Messenger RNA from Jaminaea rosea, 637 nucleotides. RefSeq lists its product as hypothetical. Lineage: Eukaryota; Fungi; Basidiomycota; Exobasidiomycetes; Microstromatales. Bases 147 to 584 code for a protein of 145 amino acids. The transcript is spliced from 6 exons. The record is from RefSeq and is a predicted model, not a curated record.